Cucurbita maxima (winter squash) is the source of this 1014-nucleotide messenger RNA. Its product is annotated as photosystem I chlorophyll a/b-binding protein 3-1, chloroplastic-like. The coding region runs from base 75 to 896 and encodes 273 amino acids. Gene Ontology annotation, biological process: response to light stimulus; photosynthesis, light harvesting in photosystem I. Gene Ontology annotation, cellular component: plastoglobule; chloroplast thylakoid membrane. The record is from RefSeq and is a predicted model, not a curated record. NCBI's taxonomy places the organism in Eukaryota, Viridiplantae, Streptophyta, Magnoliopsida, Cucurbitales, Cucurbitaceae. The transcript has 3 exons.
AUUUUAUCAUUCCUAUUCUUCCUCUCACAUCACUCCCCACCAACCCCUUCUCCCCUUCCCUCUCAAACAAAGCCAUGGCCACUCGGGCACUUGUUUCAUCUUCCUUAACCUCCUCGGGGGGCGCCGCCAGACAAAGAUUUGGUGCCAAACCCUGUCUUGGAUCCUCCACAAAACAAGCUUCUUUUGUUGUUAGAGCUGAAGCCACUCCUCCCGUUAAGCAAGGAGCCAACCGAGCAUUAUGGUUUGCUUCAAAACAAAGUCUUUCUUACUUGGAUGGAAGUCUCCCAGGCGAUUACGGGUUCGACCCACUAGGGCUAUCGGACCCUGAAGGCACGGGAGGGUUCAUCGAGCCGAGAUGGUUGGCAUACGGGGAGGUAAUCAACGGGCGGUUCGCAAUGUUGGGAGUAGUAGGAGCCAUAGCCCCAGAGAUAUUAGGGUCACUAGGGCUAAUCCCACCAGAAACAGCCCUCCCAUGGUUCAAAACUGGGGUGAUCCCACCAGCAGGGACCUACAACUAUUGGGCAGACCCCUACACACUAUUUGUACUUGAAAUGGCUCUAAUGGGGUUCGCUGAACAUAGAAGAUUUCAAGAUUGGGCUAAGCCAGGGUCCAUGGGGAAGCAGUACUUCUUGGGUCUAGAGAGGUUCUUGGGUGGGUCAGGGGACCCAGCUUACCCAGGUGGGCCCUUGUUCAACCCUCUAGGGUUUGGUAAAGAUGAGAAGUCAAUGAACGAUUUGAAGCUAAAAGAAGUGAAAAAUGGAAGGCUUGCAAUGUUGGCCAUAUUGGGUUUCUUUAUUCAAGGACUCGUCACUGGCGUUGGCCCUUACCAAAACCUUUUGGACCAUUUGUCUGACCCUCUUAACAAUAACCUCUUGACAAGCCUUAAAUUUCACUAGAUUUGUAAUGGGUCUCAAAUCGUUACGUUUUUUUCUUGAACAAUCACUUAUAUAUUCGUCGAUGCUUCUUGUUUUGUUAGUAGAUAAUGAACUAAUCAUUGAAAAGUACUUGUACGAA